CUGAAGCUCUAAUUAAAAUCGAUAUAGACUCCCAAACAAUGAGAAACGCGCCCACUGUGAAAAGAAACUCAGCGUAAGCCAUAUUGCCCGCAGAUUUCCUUUUCUUCUUGCUGUAUUUACAGUUUCUCGUGCUAUCUAAUAUAUCUGGUCCAUUAAGGUCGCUACGAUGGCUCCGGCCAGGCUUUGUCGGGCGAUUCUGGCGCUGGCCCUGGCGCUGGCAGCUUGCUCCACACGCAUGGCAAAUGCCCAACCUGCGUGCCCCGCGGUCGCCGGCUACACAUUCUACCGCCUCCAAGACGCGGCUGGCUCCGUAACCCUAGCCACGCUCGACGCCGCCGCCGCCACCUCCGUCAGCGCCAUCGCUGACGUGUGCGCCAGCACCCCCCGCUGCAACGCCUUCACCGCCGCGGGCCAGCUUCGCAUUGUGCCCACGCGCCCCGUGUUCACGGCCCUGGACGCCAGCGCGUCCGACACACAGGAGUGUGACGGCAUCUACGUCUCCGCCCGCAGCCUGUCCGGCCUAAUCCUGCCCGAGGGCGUGGACGCCUCCACCCUGGCCCGUGACGGCGCCACCAAGCUGGGUGACAGUCUGGCGGAGCAGGCGGCGGCCAAGCGCGUGGCGGCCAAACUCAAGGAGAAGGGCUUUGACCCCAAGGCCGCCGACAAGCUGCCGAGAUCAGCAGUGGCCCAGGCCUUCAAGGAUGCCAACGUGCCCCAGGCCCAAACCUCCAGCGGCACCUCUGGCGGCGGCUACACCUACUCGGGCGUUGUGGCCGCCAUCACCUACCCUGUGUGGGACUCGCGCCAGGCCAACUCCACCUCCUACAGCUUCAUCACGCCAGUCAAGGACCAGGGCAGCUGCGGCAGCUGCGUCGCAUUCGCCGCCGUCGCCUCCGCAGAGGCCGCCGUCGGGGCCGGCUCCAAGACCGCGUCCAACAGUCUCGACCUGUCAGAGCAGUGGCUGUUCUUCUGUGACGGCACCGGCUCCCCCUCCUGCGGCGGCGGCUGGUACGCCUCCGCCGCCACGUCUGUCAUCGUGUCCAAGAACCUGCCGCAGGAGCCCUUCUACCCCUACAAGGCCGCCCCCACCACCUGCACCCCCACAUCCACACCUGUGCUGUACGCCGGCGGCGCCUUCACCCGCACCACCAUCUACGACCUCACGGCCGCCAAGGCGCACAUCCGCACCUACGGCAGUCUGCUGACCUACUUCGCCGUCUACAACGACUUCUUCAACUGGAACAAAGCCAGCGCUCCGUACAAGUGGGACGGCGUGAGCUCCCUGGCCGGCUACCACCAGGUGUCCGUGGUCGGAUACAACGACACUGGUGCCUUCUGGAUUGUGAAGAACUCUUGGGGCACGUGGUGGGGCGAUGGCGGCUUCUUCCGCAUCGCCUACACCAACGGCGUCGGCUUCAUGUCCUGCUCAGGCGACAACUGCCAGGGUCUCAUGUGGACCGGCUCCCCCUCCCCAAGCCCCUCUCCCUCCCCCUCUCCCUCCCCAUCCCCCUCUCCCUCGCCGUCCCCGUCCCCCGUUGUCUGCGGCAACAACGCGUGUGAUGCCGGGGAGAGCUGCAGCUCCUGCCCUGCCGACUGUGGCGUGUGUGCGGUGUGCGGCGACGGCGUGUGCGGCGGCGGUGAGACGUGCGCCACCUGCGCGGCCGACUGCGGCUAUGUCCAGGCCGACGGCUCCAAGAGCUGCUGCGGAGAUGGCGUGUGCGGCGCCGGCGAGAGCUGUAGCUCCUGUUCGAAGGACUGCGGCGCCUGCCCCGCCUGCAACAACAACGGCAUCUGCGACUAUGCCGCUGGCGAGCGCUGCCUCAGCGGCAGCAGCGGCUGCGCCGACUGCGGCGCCUGCGGCACGGGCGCCUUCUGUGGCGACGGCAAGUGCACCAGCGCCCGCAGGGGUUACACGGAGGACUGCUCCAUCUGCGCCCAGGACUGCAAGGCCUGCAACGACCCCCUGGGCUACUGCGGCGACGGCAAGUGCACGGUCGGCCGCGAGACCACAUCCACCUGCUCGCGCGACUGCAAGAACAGCAAAUUCAGUUCCAAGACCCCGUCGCCAGGCACCGCCGACACCACCACCACCACAACGACCGGCAACAACGGAAACGGAAACGGAAAUGGAAACGGAGUUGGUAAUGGCAACGCCAACGGAGUGGGGGCGGGCCUGACCAAGCCCAAGCACCUGCGCCAGCUGAUGCGCGGCGCGUAGUUUCAUAGCUGCAUACGUGGAGCAACGAUUCAAGACAGUGCCACUGGUACUGGUCCGAUCAUAAGAGUAGGGUGUGCAGUAGAUGAGUGUGUGCGCCUGUGUGGGAUUGUGUGCUGUGCGGGGUGGGAAAUCUUGGCAUUCAUCCCCCGGAGCCGUUCCGGGCCCCUCCCUGAGCAAGGGACGCGGUAUCAGGCAUUUUGCCCUUACUUGAGAGUGAGAGCCAAUUUUCUUGUCAUCCCGAGAGCAGGACAACGCAUGCAGUUGCCCUCCGUCCUGAUGCUGUGGGUGGCAGUCGUAGGAAGGUAGAAGAAAUGUCGGUACGGUAUCAGCAGCAGUUGUGCGGUGCACACCCACGGUGCACACCCCAUUCAUCCCUUUGUUUGAAAGGUUGCCUGUGUGCUUAUGAGUUGUGCCCGCGGCGUAAACAGCUGCACCAUUCAUCCCUAGAGCUUCCAUCCAAGUCUGUUGCACUUAGAUGUUGUCUCUUCCUAGGUAGCGUGUGUCUGUCUGCAUGGCGCUCCCAAGUUUGAGGUUAAUAGCUACCGUCGCGGUAGUCAACGCUUACUAUCAUGGUAGUAUGUGUAGCGUAACUGUCGCAGCGAGUGCGAUACUGGGAGGUGGAGACGUUGGUGUGUGUCAGUGUGUGCAUGGGAGUCCCGCAAGUGUCAUCAUGAGGCAUGGUGGCGGAAGACGACCUGCAGCAGCAUACAUGCAGACAAGUGUGGUUCUCAGCGUUCAUGAAGCUUUAAUUCCUGUUCUUGACGAUGCUGUUAUUCAUUGUAUGUGCUAACGUGAAGCUGUGGAGUGUGGGCGUGGUGGGUGUGACGCUUGUAUUUCAGGGGCAUGCCAGGGGGGGGGGGUAAGAAUGCCGCAGACAUACCCCACCCUUCAAAUUGAAAGAGCUUGACGAGAGCGUUCAGAAUCCGCUUUCAGAAUUUUGAUCAGGGUAGUAAUUGCGGAGAUAUGGGCCCCCAAAGUUCAGGGUCGGUCGUCGGUCCCCACGGUCCCCAAGGUUUCGUCACGGUGUGCCUUUCGUCUGGGCCUCAUAAGACAGCCGGGCAAGCCCAGACCGUUGCCCAAAGCAUGUAAUGGAUGCUUUUUACGGCUGGGAAACGUCAGGAGCCUACCAAAAGACGAAGGGCUACCGCCCGUCAACACAUGUUGGGUUGGGAUGUUGGGGUGCGACAUGUCUCGCCUGACCAGAACGUGCCACAAGUCGCGGACCGGUGCUUGCGCGCCGGAGGAAAACGCACGUGUAUGUCCCAUGCGUAGGUAAGUCUCGUAAGCGUGCUUUACACGGGUGCAACUGAACGGCCGCAAGAUGUUGACUACAUGUCGACAACAUGGCUGUGGUCAAGACGCGCCCGACGAACUUUCCGUGUUUACAUGCUAAUAGAGCUCGCUGAAAGCAGUCGUUUGACACCAUCCUGGAAGAAAACAGAGGGGGUUUAGGGGGUGUACGGCACGGUACGGCACGGUCGGUCGUCGGUCAGGGGGGGUCGGGAGGUUUUGCGGGGUGGGGUCUGGAACUAUUGUUCGUACCCCCCCCCCCUGGGCAUGCCAUGCGCGUAGGCAGGGGUUUGGCGCGGCGGCGGCAUGUAUGGCAGGUAGGGGAGGUGGAGCGGGAAGGCCUGGAAGGUUGAGUUGCAGCAUGCAGCCACAUCCGUCCCGCGAAGUCGAAUGGGCGCCUGUGCUUUCUUAGGACUUACUUGACAGUAGGUUGUGUACAUGCGAUUAGGCGUCUCACACAUAUGAGUUGCUUGGAUGGUACCGCUGUGGCGAAUCGACAAGGCCUGUCUGAUUGGUCUGUGCGCGGGAAUCAAUGGGUCGGGUGUUGGGACGAAUUCCGGUCAGGGGUGGGGGCACGACGUGCACGCACGCGGACGUGCGGGGUGGUUGUGUUCAGCUUGGCGGUGUGCUGACAUUCGCGCGUGCUGUACGUCGGACACACGUGCCGGCGAGCGUGACGCGGACGCAUCAUGAGUCAUGGGCUCAUGGUUGGCCAUGUACGGCUGUACGUACGGCAAAUACGGCCACCAUGUUGUCGUAUG
This is a messenger RNA of Chlamydomonas reinhardtii, 4269 nucleotides long. RefSeq lists its product as uncharacterized. Gene Ontology annotation, molecular function: cysteine-type endopeptidase activity. Gene Ontology annotation, cellular component: lysosome. The transcript is spliced from 9 exons. Lineage: Eukaryota; Viridiplantae; Chlorophyta; Chlorophyceae; Chlamydomonadales; Chlamydomonadaceae. Bases 167 to 2218 code for a protein of 683 amino acids. The record is from RefSeq and is a predicted model, not a curated record.